This is a messenger RNA of Python bivittatus (Burmese python), 2019 nucleotides long. The record is from RefSeq and is a predicted model, not a curated record. NCBI's taxonomy places the organism in Eukaryota, Metazoa, Chordata, Lepidosauria, Squamata, Pythonidae.
AUGCUUUUAAGUUCAGACUUUUCACUUCUACUGCUGAAGAGUAAAAGAGUAAAACCCAAAUGCUUUAAAUCCACCCUUCUCUUCCGUGGGUUCUUUCUUUGCACCUUCGCUGUACCUAACAAGCAUUGCAACGAAGCGGCGACAUUCAUCUGGUUGGGCGUGAUCUCUUCCAGGGUCUUGCGAUGGCCGAGCCGCUGGAAGGUCUGGAAAACAGCCUGGCUAAGAGGCUGAGGGAGGAGGAGGAGCUGAGAAAGCAGGAAGAGAAUGGACACGACGCAAAAAGGUUCAAGGACAACGAGGAAGAGGUCAAGGACGAGACGAAGAAGUUCCCGAAGAAGAAAGUGGUGCUGUUGCUGGUGUAUUCUGGGAAAGGCUACCAUGGAAUGCAGCGCAAUGUGAAGAAUUCCCAGUACAGGACGAUCGAGGAUGAUUUAGUCUCAGCCCUCAUCCGGUCCGGAUGCAUCCCAGAAAACCACGGGGAAGACAUGAAGAAGAUGUCGUUUCAGAGAUGCGCCAGGACGGAUAAGGGCGUUUCUGCGGCUGGACAGAUAGUUUCCUUGAAAGUCUGGCUGAUUGAAGAUAUUUUACAGAAGAUUAAUGAGCAUCUUCCUUCUCAUAUAAGAAUUUUAGGGCUCAAAAGGGUGACAGGAAAGUUCAAUUCCAAGAACAGGUGUGAUGCCCGGACCUAUUCGUAUAUGCUGCCCACGUUCGCCUUUGCACACAAGGAUCACGCUCCUCAAGAUGAAACAUACCGCUUGAGCACAGAGACUCUGGAGGCCGUGAAUGACCUCCUGGGUUGCUACAAGGGCACUCACAACUUCCACAACUUCACCUCCCAGAAGGGGCCCAAGGAUCCGAGCGCCAAACGUUACAUCAUGGAAAUGUAUUGUGAAGAGCCCUUUGUGAGGAACGGCUUGGAGUUGGCAGUGGUGAAAGUGAAAGGACAGAGUUUUAUGAUGCACCAGAUCCGGAAGAUGAUCGGCUUGGUGAUCGCUAUCGUGAAGGGCUACGCCACAAAAUCCAUCAUGGAACAGAGCUGGGGAGAGGAGAAGGUGGACAUCCCCAAAGCUCCUGGACUGGGCCUGAUUUUGGAACGGGUCCACUUUGAGAGCUAUAAUCAACGUUUUGGGGACGAUGGACUCCAUGAAGCCCUGGAAUGGGCAGAAGAAGAGGAGAAGAUCACUGCUUUCAAAGAGCAGCACAUCUAUCCCACGAUUAUAAAUACAGAGAAAGAAGAAAAGUCCAUGAUGAACUGGCUGGAAACGCUCUCCAAUCAUCAGUUCGAUUCCACCAUGUCGAGGUUACAGGAAGACACUAGAGAUUCAAAGUCUGAUCCUGAAGGCAGUGAUGGAUGUGAAGACAACUCGGACUGAUGAUUUCAGCAGGUGGCCGAACCCAGGAAGACUUCGAUACCAUUGAUUCAAGUCACUAUGGCCAUGAACUCAAGCUUUUCUCGAUGAUGAUGGAUGUUCCUUACUCUCGAAAAUGGAGGAACUAGGAAAAGAAGAAGGGCAAAAAUGAUGUUCUUCAUUCUCUCUGCAGUAAUGGAAUGGGAGACAUGCUAGCUAGAACAAACAGUGCUUUAAUUAUGCUUGAUAAAAAAAAUAAUUUUUUAAAAAAAAGUUGGCUAAAUUAUGGCAUUUUGUUAAAAUAUGUCAGAGAAAAAUAAUUAUUUAUCGGACUCUUAUGGAUAAGUGCAAGCCAUUAAGAAUAUUGUUCCCUUUUUAUUUUUCAAGACAGACAAAAUUAAUUGUUCCUUUUUAAAGCUUUCUAUGACUAUCAGCUCAGCCAAGGAAUAAGGACUUCUGUGACUAUUUCUUCCUCUUGUAAAAACAAUAUUUUUUUAAAAUCUCUUAUUUCCAGUUUCUCAUAGACCAAAUAAUGUGGUUGAAACAAACUUCGUUGGAACACUUGACUUUCAUCUCCAUUUUUUUAAAAAACUCUCUAUUCAAGUUUUUUUUAAUGCUCCUUUUGAAAAGAAAAAUAAAGGCUUCUUAUGGCACGAGGUACAAGGUUUUA